This is a messenger RNA of Homalodisca vitripennis (glassy-winged sharpshooter), 1359 nucleotides long. RefSeq names its product tigger transposable element-derived protein 6-like. Lineage: Eukaryota; Metazoa; Arthropoda; Insecta; Hemiptera; Cicadellidae. Gene Ontology annotation, cellular component: nucleus. The transcript has a single exon. The coding region runs from base 1 to 1359 and encodes 452 amino acids. The record is from RefSeq and is a predicted model, not a curated record. Gene Ontology annotation, molecular function: DNA binding.
AUGGCUACUAAGCAAAAAUAUAAAUGUCUAUCUCUUUCGGAAAAGAAAGAAGUGAUCGCGGCGGUAGAAAGUGGUAAAGCGAAGUCGGAAGUUGCAAAAACAUUUCAAAUCCCUGCGAGUACCUUGUCUACCAUUAUAAAAAAUAAACAAAAAAUAGUUGAAGUGAGUUCCGUAGCAGGAAGAAAAAGAACGACAAAAGGUGAAUAUCCUAGAUUAGAAGAGUGUUUAGUCACAUGGCUUAGACAGUGUAGAGAUAAAAAUGUUCCUGUUGGAGGUUCGCUUUUAAAAGAAAAGGCAAAGGCAUAUGCUAAAGAGCUUGGCAUCCCCAGCUUUGCAGCAAGCGGAGGCUGGUUGACUAAUUUCAAAAAACGUAAUGGUAUAUUUUUUAAAAAGGUUUGUGGGGAAAGCGCUAGCGUUAGCGACAGUGUGUGUUCCGAUUGGCGUGCAGAGUUGUCCAGAUUAACAGAAAGUUAUGAACCACACAACAUUUUUAACACCGACGAGACCGGCUUAUUCUUUAAAUGCAUGCCGGACAAGACAAUUACAUUUAAAGACGAGAAAUGCCACGGAGGGAAACAUAGUAAGGAAAGGUUAACUCUUCUGGUGACUGUUAACAUGGAUGGUUCCGAAAAAUUGAAGCCCCUCCUCAUCGGGAAAGCAGCAAAACCUAGGUGUUUUAAAGGUAUCCAGUCAUUUCCCGUAACCUACCGCUCGAACAAAAAGGCGUGGAUGACAACGGAGUUGUUUAACGAGUGGUUAAAUUCAUUGAACAGCGACAUGAAAAAACAAAAUCGUGAAAUCCUCUUAUUCUUUGAUAACUGUUCAGUUCAUAACAACCCUCCAAAUCUCUCGAAUGUGAAACUUCACUUUUUUCCACCAAAUACAACAUCCAAGUUGCAGCCUCUAGACCAAGGCAUAAUUCAAAACUUCAAAGCAUUUUACAGACAUGAAAUAGUCAAGAUUGUACUGGAUGGAAUUGACAGUAAUGCAACUCCAAACAUCUCUAUUCUCACAGCCAUGUUGAUUAUUGAAAAAGCGUGGAAAAGUGUGAGUCAAACGACAAUAUUUAACUGUUUUCGUAAGUCUGGAUUCUGUGUUAACACACCCGAUGAAGAACUUCAAGUUGUGCAGCCAACACCUUGGGAAUCUCACCCUGUAAUAGGAGAUGUUCCAUUUGAAGAUUUUGUGCAAGUUGAUGACGAAGUUGUAGUAUGGGGAACCCUUACUGAUGCUGACAUCUUGGCCGCUAAAGAUGAAGAACAACCUGAUGUUGAUAACGAUGAGGAAGACCAGGAGUUCCCGCCUGUCACACUGAAGGAAGCCAGCACAUCCUUAAAAUCAGCUGUUUGUUUAGUUUAA